This is a messenger RNA of Eimeria mitis, 2079 nucleotides long. RefSeq lists its product as uncharacterized. Gene Ontology annotation, cellular component: SWI/SNF complex; nucleus. Gene Ontology annotation, molecular function: transcription coregulator activity. The record is from RefSeq and is a predicted model, not a curated record. Gene Ontology annotation, biological process: regulation of transcription by RNA polymerase II. The transcript is spliced from 7 exons. Lineage: Eukaryota; Apicomplexa; Conoidasida; Eucoccidiorida; Eimeriidae. Bases 1 to 2079 code for a protein of 692 amino acids.
AUGAUGAGCGAUCCUUACGGCAUUCCUCAGCUCCUUUAUGGGGGGGGCCCUCACUUCUUUGAUUCUCUGGGUCCUUUUGUGUAUUUGUUUGUCUGUAAACCCUCGGGGGGUUUCAGCAGCUUCGCGCUGCUGCAGCAAACAUUUCACACAGCUCUUGCUGCUGCUGCAGCAGCAGCAGCAGCAGCAGCAGCAGCAGCAGCAGCAGCAAAAGGUGGAGGUCAGCAGCAGCUGCAGCAGAGCCUUCCUUUGUCUGUAGAUGCAACGCGAAGCUGUCACCAGCAGCAGCAGCGGCAGCAGCAGCAACUGCAGCACGAGCAGCAGCAGCAGCAGCAGCAGCCGGCGGUGCCUCUCCCUUUCCCUCAGCAACCGCAGCAACAGCAGCAGCAGCAGCAGCAGCAGGAGCUGCUGCUGCCUUUGCUGCUGCUGCACAAGUCCGAGCAUCUCCGUCUCCGUGACGUCGAUAUAACAAACUGCAGCAUUGCGGUGUAUGCGCAGCUCCCAGCAGCAAGAAAUAUUAUACUCGUCAUUAAACCCCCAACAGCAGCAGCAGCAGCAGCAGCAGAAGCAGCAGCAGCAGCAGCAGCAGCAGCAGAAGGAGAAGCAGCAGCAGCAGCAGCAGUGGAAUCGCAUGGGGUGCACCCGCUACAGCAGCAGCAGCAGCAACAGCAGCAGCAGCAGCAGCAGCAGCACAGGCCGUUAAUUUCAGCUGCUGCUAUUGCAGCAGCUGAGAGGGCUGCUGCAGCUGCACAAGCAGCAGCAGCAGCAGCAGCAGCAGCAGGAGCAGGAGAAACAACAACAACAACAGCAGCAGCAGCAGCAGGAGAAACAACAACAGCAGCAGCAGCAGCAGCAGCAGCAGCAGCAGCAGCAUCUGUUACUGAAAUACAUUUACCUUUCGGGGGUGUGGGGCGUCUAUCUGCUGCAGCAAACAGUAAUCCUGCUGCUGCUUCGUUGCUGCUGCUGCUGCAGACGCCGCUGCACCCUGCGGUGUCUGUACACCUCCAUCUACCUUCUCUUCGCUUGGUGCUGCAGCAGCAGCAGCAUGUUGUGCUGCUGCAGCCGCAUCUGCUGCAGCAACUUGCUGCUGCUGCUGCUGGACCUCGACAGCAAAUGUUGCCCCGCAGCAGCAGCAGCAGCAGCAGCAGCAGCAGCAGCAAGACAGAAGCAUUUAUAAACACUUUGUGGCGACGUUUUCGCGGGCUCUAUCCUGAGCAGCAGCAGCAGCAGCAGCAGCAGCAGCAGCAGGAGGAGCAGCAGCAGUUGCUGCAGCAGCUGCAUCAGCUGCAGCAGCUAGGGGGUCCUUUUGUGUAUUUGUUUGUCUGUAAACCCUCGGGGGGUUUCAGCAGCUUCGCGCUGCUGCAGCAAACAUUUCACACAGCUCUUGCUGCUGCUGCAGCAGCAGCAGCAGCAGCAGCAGCAGCAGCAGCAGCAGCAAAAGGUGGAGGUCAGCAGCAGCUGCAGCAGAGCCUUCCUUUGUCUGUAGAUGCAACGCGAAGCUGUCACCAGCAGCAGCAGCAGCAGCAGCAACUGCAGCACGAGCAGCAGCAGCAGCAGCAGCAGCACCCGGCGUUGCCUCUCCCUUUCCCUCAGCAACCGCAGCAACCGCAGCAGCAGCAGCAGCAGCAGCAGCAGCAGCAGCAGCAGCAGCAGCAGCAGCAGCAGUUGCUGCUGCUGCACAAGUCCGAGCAUCUCCGUCUCCGUGACGUCGAUAUAACAAACUGCAGCAUUGCGGUGUAUGCGCAGCUCCCAGCAGCAAGAAAUAUUAUACUCGUCAUUAAACCCCCAACUGCAGCAGCAGCAGCAGCAGCAGAAGCAGCAGCAGCAGCAGCAGCAGCAGCAGCAGCAGUGGAAUCGCAUGGGGUGCACCCGCUACAGCAGCAGCAGCAGCAACAGCAGCAGCAGCAGCAGCAGCAGCAGCAGCAGCACAGGCCGUUAAUUUCAGCUGCUGCUAUUGCAGCAGCUGAGAGGAGAAACAACAACAACAACAACAGCAGCAGCAGCAGCAGGAGAAGCAACAACAACAACAACAACAACAGCAGCAGCAGCAGCAGCAGCAGCAGCAGCAGCAUCUGUUACUGA